Molecule: messenger RNA, 6365 nt
Organism: Paramormyrops kingsleyae
Lineage: Eukaryota; Metazoa; Chordata; Actinopteri; Osteoglossiformes; Mormyridae
Product: B-cell lymphoma/leukemia 11A-like
Biological process (GO): negative regulation of dendrite development; regulation of transcription by RNA polymerase II
Cellular component (GO): nucleus
Molecular function (GO): DNA-binding transcription factor activity; RNA polymerase II cis-regulatory region sequence-specific DNA binding
Source: RefSeq, a predicted model, not a curated record
AUUUACACUCCUUUUCCACACUUUCCUCCGGCACGCGGUCAUAUCUGUUCGGUAAGGAGCGAAAGCUGUAACGAGGAGCGCAAUUCUUGGUGAAUGCACGCUGGACACUGGACUGCAAGGAUCGUGGUCAAGUGGACUUCAGUGAAAAACGUGGAGAGAAAAAAAGAUUUUCAUCUAGGAAAUGCAUCUAGGAGUGCCUUCCCUUCAUUGCAUUUGAGCAGAAAAAGUUUUGCUUUUUCCAGCAUGCAACCUUUUUAUAUCGGAAUACUUUACAGUCCGAAUUUCCUAACGUGCAUAUACCUUGGCUUUAGUGCCCCAGUAGCCUCAGCCACUUACGUGCAUAUGCGAAGGUAGGGUGCUGCUCUUGGUAUGCGCGCUUGAGGUAUUUAGGAUAUCUAGUGGACUAUCCCGUAACACUCUCUAUUUAGGAUCCGGAGAGGAUUUCCCUCCUCUCGUACUAUUUUUGGAAGAUUUUCAAAAAACUGGAAGUGGAUUUUGAUUGGGAAAAUCUCGUGUUCGACUGUUUACAAGCACCGCGUGCGCGUAAGCCGCUGCCAACAGUGUGAAAAAGCGGCGGAAAGAAGGAGAAAAUAAACCAGCAUUUUCGCUUCUCAGAUAUCUGCACGAUCGGUAGUGAAUCAAGCGGAAUGUUUUGCAUUUAGUCUGUUGUAAGGUGUUAUUUUCGAGAAGAGAAAAUGUGCGUAGAAGCGACUCCUGUAGUAAUUGGAGCCGAGCCCCUGGCUGCAAUCGUCCCGGAGGAGCAGCCGGCGCACCAAGGGCUAGCACAGGUGGCUCCCGAUGGGGACCAGGACCUCCUCACCUGUGGCCAAUGCCAGAUGAACUUCCCUCUGGGGGAUAUCCUUGUUUUCAUCGAGCACAAGAGGAAACAAUGCGGCAGCAACCUGUGCAUGGACAAGCUGGUGGAUAGGCCGCCCUCACCCCUGCUCCCGCCGCCCCAAGGCCAGCUGCGGAGAUCGUCCAACCCAGUGGAGGUGGGCGUCCAGGUGACGCCGGACGAUGACGAUUGCUUGUCCACGUCCUCCCGUGGAAUUUGCCCAAAGCAGGAGAACGUACCAGGUAAAGAUGAGCCCAGCACCUACACCUGCACCACCUGCAAGCAGCCCUUUGGCAGUGCCUGGUUCCUGCUGCAGCAUGCGCAGAACACGCACGGCUUUCGCAUCUACCUGGAGAGCGAGCAUGGCAGCCCGUUGACGCCGCGUGUGGCCGUGCCGCCAGCCAUGGGUGCCGACUGCACCUCGCAGCCGCCGCUGCACGGCCUGCACCUGCCCGAAGGCAGCCCCUUCAACCUGCUGCGCAUCCCCGGCUCGGUGUCGGGGCGCGAAGGCCCGCCCCUGCGUGAGGGCCGCUUCCCGCCAACUCCGCCCCUCUUCAGCCCGCCGCCGCGCCACCACCUGGACCACCAGCGCAUGGAGCACCUGACCGCUGAGGAUUUGGCCCUGGCCACCGCCCACCACCCCAGUGCCUUCGACAGGGUGCUGCGCCUCAACCCCAUGCCCCUGGACCCGCCCCCCCCCAUGGACUUCUCACGCAGGCUGCGGGAAUUAGCUGGCAACACUUCCACGCCGCCCCUGUCGCCUGGUCGGCCCAGCCCCAUGCAACGGCUGCUGCAGCCUUUUCAACCGGGUGCCAAGCCCCCCUUUAUGGCCACGCCCCCUCUUCCCACCAGCCAAUCCCCUUCCGGCUCGCAGUCCACCCCCAAUCAGCCGGCAGGCCAGUCACAGGGCACACCCAUGAAGACCAAGUCGUGUGAGUUCUGCGGCAAGUCCUUCAAGUUCCAGAGCAACUUGAUUGUCCACCGGCGGAGCCACACGGGCGAGAAACCCUACAAGUGCCACCUGUGCGACCACGCCUGCACGCAGGCCAGCAAGCUGAAGCGCCACAUGAAGACACACCUGCACAAGUCAUCACCUGGCACCGUCAAGUCGGAUGAUGGUCUCUCCUCCACCAGCUCGCCGGAGCCGGGCACCAGCGACCUGGUGGGCAGCGCCAGCAGCGCCCUCAAGUCGGUGGUGGCCAAGUUCAAGAGCGAGAACGAUGGUCUCGUGCCCGAGAACGGCGAGGAGGAGGACGAGGAAGAGGAGGAGGAGGAGGAAGAGGAGGAGGAGGAGGAAGAAGAGGGCGAGGAGGAAGAGCUAGAAAGCGACGGGGGUAGGAAUAGCUAUCACUUUGGGCUGAACCUGGAGGCGGCGCGGCAUCACGAGAACAGCGGUGGGCGGCUGGUGGCAGAGGAUGGCAUCCCACGCUCGCUGCCAGAGGUCAUGCAGGGCAUGGGGCUGGCGGCCAGCAUGCAGCACUACAGCGAGGCCUUCCGGCAGCACAAGCGUGGCGCCCUGGGCUCUGACGGUGAGGCGCAUCGCGACAUGUGCGACGACGACUCGGCACUGGAGUCCGACCGUGUGGACGAGGGCUGCGGCGCGGUCGUCAACGGACGUGGCUCCUCUCCCAGCGAGUCGGCCUCUGUCGGCCUCUCCAAGAAGCUGCUUCUGGGCAGUCCGAGCUCGCUGAGCCCCUUCUCCAAACGCAUCAAGCUGGAGAAGGACUUUGACAUCCCCACGCCAACCAUCCCCAACACAGAGAACGUGUACUCACAGUGGCUGGCCGGCUAUGCCGCCUCUCGCCAGCUCAAGGACCCCUUCCUGAACUUCGGAGACUCCCGACAAUCGCCGUUCGCCUCGUCCUCGGAGCAUUCCUCGGAGAACGGCAGCCUGCGCUUCUCCACGCCGCCCGGCGAGCUGGACGGGGGGCGCAGUGGCACGGGUAGCGGCGGCAGCACGCCGCACCUGGGCGGCCCCGGCAGGCCGAGCUCCAAGGACAGUCGACGCAGUGACACAUGCGAGUUCUGCGGCAAGGUGUUCAAGAACUGCAGCAACCUGACAGUGCACCGGCGCAGCCACACGGGCGAGCGGCCCUACAAAUGCGAGCUGUGCAACUACGCCUGCGCCCAGAGCAGCAAGCUCACCCGGCACAUGAAGACACAUGGGCAGGUGGGCAAGGACGUGUACAAAUGUGAAAUCUGUAAGAUGCCUUUUAGCGUGUACAGCACUCUGGAAAAACACAUGAAAAAAUGGCACAGCGAUCGAGCCUUGAGUAAUGACAUCAAGACUGAGUAGGUGAGAGCAGAGGAAACGAUCUGCCCACAAAAAAAACGCUCCCCCCCUGUAGAUUUCCCCCUGUCACACUUGUCCCGUGGAGAACUAAGACAUCCUUGGAGCUGGUACACCCCGCCUGUUCACCGUCGAAUGCAUGAUCUUUAGCCGGGCAAUACUAUUGCAUUGACGCAAACUAGGAGCCUUUCUCUUGUGCAAUAAUUUACGUGCUUCUGUUUUUUUCUCCUUUCUUCUCCUCCCCCCUCCUUUUUUUUAAAAAAAAAGUAAUUAAACAGCAUGCAUGGUAUGUUUUUGGCUAAUUUUUAAAGAGAAAUUGUCCCUGGUUGGUUAGUUGUUGAGUAAAUGUAUCGCUGUUUUCUCGUUAUGUUUUAUUUAAAAAAAAAAAAAUAGAAAAAAGAGAAAAAACAACAAAAACAUAUUGAAAACAAGGUGACCAUGCUGCAUCCAGUCUGUUAUACAUAUCAUGUAUAGUUUUGUUUUGUAACACGGAGGAAAAACAGUCUUUUGCCUAACCCUCUGGUUUGAACCGAUCUUUAAAAAAGAUUUUGCGUCCUUACAGGGUUGGAAAAUAUUAAUUGGCUUAAACGUAUCGAUUGUUAAAAUUAAAUCAGCUACGGCUUUGCAAUUUUGUGAGAGAAAAAAAGUGAAACAGCAGUUAUCUAAAUUUGUAUUAUCACUUGGUAAAACAGAAAGAUGUAGUGCCUUGGAUCUGCCAACUGCAUUGAUUUAAUUCCAUUUCUUAGAAGAAAUUUUAUGGUCCUUGCAUCAAGUACCUUACUGCUAGAGUCAACUGUGACUUAAGAAAAACAAACAGAAUUGUAAAGCGAAGAAAAUCUCUAGUUAAUCAUCAUUUAGCUACCUAUAAUGUACCUAUAAUGACUGUUGUACUUACACGGUACAUGAUGUAUUGUGUGGGGUUAGACCUCUAUUUUAUUUUUUUUCUUCGUUUUUGGUCUGGUGGCACUGAUUGCUGAUCCAUAAUCCUCCCGUCGUUUUUUUAAGCGUAGACGCUGUGAAGAUGUCCCUCCCUUCGCAGCAGAAACGUGAAGACACCCGACCUCCUCCGCGUUCGACAGGAGCUGCGUUAAUGACCGGGGCACCUAAAGUCCUUCAGGGCAAUUCCGUUCUGACGAGCUCGAUUGAAAUUGAUUGGAAGUGAUGGAAAUGUCAGGGAGAGGUGGCAGGGAUCCCCUCGUUCCAUCUAUGGCAUCAUGCAGACAUUUUUUAUUUUUUUUUUAUAUAUAAUUUAUUUUAAAGAAUCCACCACUGAUGAUUAACAAUGAAUCGCCUGAAGAUUGAAACUUUCAACUCAUCAUUCAUAAAAGCACCCAUAUCUGAAUUCUUCAAAGAACAGGCCGAUGAAAUAAAGAAAGUGCAAGAUUUUUUAAAAAUCAUACACUGUGUAUGUUCUUUUCGUCAAAAUAAAACAAGACCUGUUUUCACGGUUCACCUACAGCAUCCGCCCCAGUAAAUGUUGAUAUAGCACUUGGCACUCAACUGUAGGCCGUACCUGGUUCUCUAAUCGGCGCUACGGUGGUUGAGUAUAAAAUUAUUGUACAAAAAAGUGCACUGUUCCGUUUUCCCAGUUUACAGGUGUCAGUUUACAGGGGAAAGAAUAAAAAUGUAUAGCUGACUGAUGGACACAUCGUUUAGCGUAGACUGGGGAUGAAAUCAGUUUGCCAGCCCUAACUUCCCAGAAUGCCGAGCGGUUUGGUAUCGUGGCUGUGAUCGGGCAAAGACUUCCCUGCUCGAGGAAAAAAAAAAAAGAAUGAACAAAACUUGCUGCUUAAACUGCAAGAAUUUUUUGUACAUUUUUUAAAGUAUAAAUAUUAAAAAUGGACUUUUUUUUAAAACAACAAUGACACUUCGUUAUCUUUAGGGGAAACAGUAUUUUAAGUUUGUCGUUGUUUCUCUUUCCUCUCUUAGUGUUGUUCAGGACUUGAUCAAUAAACUUGAUCAAGGACUUGAUAAAUUUGAAAAAAAUCUGAGUUUUUUUUCUUUUUGCUUUGGCUGUUCACAGCUCUUCAGGUUGACAAAACUUGCAUUGGGGAAAGGUUUAAGAUUAUCUAUAAAUAUAUAAUAGAGAAUAUAGGAAAAUGCACACUCAUGUCGAUUCCUAUGCUAAAAUACAUUUAUGGUAUACUUUUUCUGUAUUUCUAGAAUGGUAUUUGAAUUAAAUGUUCACCUAGUGUAGGGACUAUAGUAUUUAUAUUGAGGCUCGUAUUUUUAACUGUUGCUUGUUCUCUUAAAAAGGUAUCGACAUACCUUUUUUUGGUAGUGGAAAAAAACAAGCUGCCACGGUAUAUUUUUUUAAUUUGGCAGGAUAAUAUAGUGCAAAUUAUUUGUAUGUUAAAAAAAAAAACAAACAGAAAUAAAAAAAAAAUUAAGCUGUGGUAUUGUACAGAUUAGGGGCCAUGAGAUGGACCCCCGCCCCCCAGAAGUCCUUUCUGAAUGUCCACAGUAGCGCUAACAGGUGGCUGUACAUAUCUCUUUUUUUAAUUUUAUUUUAUUAAAUUCGUCCGCUGCCGCCAGUCAGUACGCAGUAACGCAAGCCGAUGUCGGGUCGUCCCGUAGUGUUCCUCCGCCACCCACGUGACUACAUUCCAGCAUCAGAAACAGAAACGUCAUAUGCAGUAAAUGAUUACGGGGAAAGAAAAAAAAAAUAAAAAAAAUAAAUGAAUUUAGAAAAAAAAAUAAUCAAUGUUUUUGCAGGUUUUUUUUUUUCUUUUCAUUGCCAAAUACUAAAUGGUGCUUUAUAUUUAGAUCGGGAAGAAUUUCAUAUGCAAAGCAUAUUUAAAAACAAUGUAACGAAAUAAUGGGGAAGCCCACUUGAGUUGAUACUUUUUGUAAAUGGCAAUGUGGAAUAUUUUGUUAUCUGCCUUUUCUAUUCCUGUUCUGGAAGCUGUUUGUUGUAAACUGAACUUGAACGUAUCUUUUACAAUGGGAGUCACUAUUUAUUACUACUUAUGUGCACUGUUCAAAACAGAGGCGCAUAUAUUAUUUUUUUUUUUUUUGGGGUAUUGUUUUUGUUUCGUUUUUUAUUUUUUUAAAAGAACGGCCAAAGGUCAUGGCUGACCUAGCUUUUCGUUGUACAUGUUUCUGGUCUCUGUUCUGUUCUGUUGAGAAUGCCACUGUCUGUGUUCUCUGGCAGGUGUCUGCAUAAUCCUGUUCACACAACCAUUUUGUCCCUUUAUUGAGGAGAAAAAAAAAAACAAUUAAUAAAAAAUUUAAAGUAUA